Cloeon dipterum is the source of this 2416-nucleotide messenger RNA. RefSeq names its product DNA repair endonuclease XPF mei-9 (gene mei-9). Gene Ontology annotation, biological process: double-strand break repair via homologous recombination; resolution of meiotic recombination intermediates; nucleotide-excision repair involved in interstrand cross-link repair. NCBI's taxonomy places the organism in Eukaryota, Metazoa, Arthropoda, Insecta, Ephemeroptera, Baetidae. Bases 128 to 2260 code for a protein of 710 amino acids. The record is from RefSeq and is a predicted model, not a curated record. The transcript is spliced from 5 exons. Gene Ontology annotation, molecular function: single-stranded DNA endonuclease activity; damaged DNA binding; single-stranded DNA binding. Gene Ontology annotation, cellular component: nucleotide-excision repair factor 1 complex.
GACGAUCCACGAGUGUCCUACGAACCGCAGGAAACAAACGGACAUCAGGAGGAGCAGAGCUUGCUUUGGGGGAUCAUUGUCUCGGUCGCUGAACUCUUGCUUGAAGGCUUACUGCUCUAGCAUAAAAAUGACAAGGAUGCUGGAAUAUGAGCGGCAGUUGUUGCUUGAUAUGGUGGGCGUCAACUGCCUGCUCAUCAGCGCCGCCGGACUGGACAUAGAGCGCGUGAUGGAGUCGCUGCUGCGCGCCUACCUGGAUCCGCGCAACUUAGUGCUGGUGGUGGGCACUGGCAGCGAGCAGGAGCUUCGCCUUGCCAACGCGCUCGGCGUGCCCCCCUCAACCCAGAAGUGCAGCUACGAUGAGGGUGGCGUCGUCUUCGUCACCGCCAGGGUGCUCGUCGUCGACGCACUGCGGGACCGCGUGCCCCUGGCCAGCGUGACCGGCGUGGUGAUGCUCCGCGCGCACGCCAUCCUUGCGCAAGAGGCAUUUGCCUUGCGCCUCUUCCGCCAACGCAACCCCACUGGCUUUAUUUGCGCGGUCAGUGAUGCCCCAAGCCGCUUCUCGUCGCACAAUGUGCGUAAAGUCAUGCGCACAAUCUUCUGUGAUAAUCUGCUUCUGUGGCCUAGGUUUCAUUCUGUCGUUGUAAGUGCCCUGAGUGGCGUCACUCCUGAGGUGGUGGAACUGCACGUCACGAUGACCCAAAGCAUGCUGAAAAUCCAAACGGCUCUUCUCGAGCUGCUCUCUUACUGCGUCCGCGAGCUGCGCCGCCUGAAUCCCGGUCUGCUGGAUGAACUCAACGUGGAGGAAGCGCUGGCUUCCCCUCGCACCCUGCAGCGCCUGCUCGACCCUGUGUGGCACCAGCUGGGCCCCAAAAGUAGACAGCUAAUUGCCGACGCCAAAACCCUACGCACCCUGCUCAGGAGUUUGUGUCAGUCGGACAGCGCCUCUUUCCUCGCGCAACUGGCGCCUUUGCGUACCGCAGAAUACGCCCAACGGAGUAGCGGGUGGCUACUGCUCCCAGCCGCCGAGUCGCUGUUUGUUUUGGCCAAGGGAAGGGACGGAAAUGAAAAAGAAAUCUGUCCCAAGUGGAGUGCACUUGCUGAUGUGCUUGAGGAGGAGGCCAAAGAUGAUGGUGAAAAUAAGAUCCUGAUACUUGCCGAGGAGCGAAGAACGUGCCGUCAAUUGAUGCGUUACCUGACCAAAGAUGAGGCAAGUUCUGAAGAUGAUCAAACCUUCUUUAAGAAGAACAACUGUCUUGUGUUCCUGGAGCCGCUGGUGUCUCCGUUGGAGCCGCUUCUGGCUGCCUUCAGCCCUAGAAUAAUAAUCCUAUAUGAUGCCAACGUGGUCGCCGUUCGUCAGCUGGAGGUGUUCCAAGCCCGAAACCCUGAGCCCCGCUUGAGAGUAUACUUUGUCGUGUUUGGAGGGUCGGUUGAGGAGCAACUCUACCUGACAGCCUUGCGUCGAGAAAAGGAUGCCUUUGAGGCUCUAGUCCGAGAAAAAGCCUCAUUAGGGGCUGGAGAAGUCAGUGUUGACGUCGGAGUUGAGUCAGCUAAACACGGCAUUGUGUUAGUUGAUGUCAGAGAAUUCAGAUCGGAGCUUCCCAAUUUGCUGCAUCAAAAGGAAGUCAGAGUUGAGCCGAUUACUCUGAAGGUUGGAGAUUACAUAGUCACAAGAGACCUGUGUGUGGAGCGAAAAAGUGUUUCUGAUCUCAUUGGCUCGCUGAACAGCGGCCGGUUGCACAAGCAAGCCACAGCGAUGCAGCGAAACUACAAAAGGCCUGUGCUGCUGAUCGAAUUUGAGGGGAAAGACGUGACUCGGCUACCCAUGCAGCGCCUUCAGCUGCUAACCCUGCUCUUUCCUCGGCUCCGCAUCAUCUGGUCACCAAGCCCUCACGCGUCAGCUGAAAUGCUAGUCGAACUGAAAGCCGGUCAUGAUGAGCCCAGCCUCGAGCACGCUGCAGCCUCGCACCGCUACGACACACCUCUGCUGCACGAACAAUUUGACACAACCAUGCGGGAAUUCGUCUCAUGCCUACCAGGGGUGCACUCGAAGAAUCUGCGUUCCGUGUUGAGUCGGGGAGGUUCUUUGGUCCAGUUGUUUACCAUGGAUGCAGCCAAACUGGCUGAAUUGACCGGCACAGCUGCCGCAGGACAAAGUUUGCACUCAGCGCUGCACAAAGCCUUGAGCCCAAAUUUGCAAGCAAGCUACGUCAAACCCAAGAAGCAACCUUUGAAAAGAAAAUGGCCUUCCAAAAAGACCUGAAGGGGAAACUUAAACGUUCCCAUUACUCACUUGGACUGUUAUUGUCUUCUACUUAUUAUAAGAUAUAAAUGCAAAAGUUCUAACUCAAUUAUUUGCUUAAUGAACUUUUAUGUUCGUGGGGUGAUCAAGUAAUAAAAGUGAAUUUAUACACUAAAA